Messenger RNA from Pseudopipra pipra, 1374 nucleotides. RefSeq names its product small integral membrane protein 20 (gene SMIM20). The record is from RefSeq and is a predicted model, not a curated record. Gene Ontology annotation, biological process: mitochondrial respiratory chain complex IV assembly. Bases 1 to 885 code for a protein of 294 amino acids. Gene Ontology annotation, cellular component: mitochondrial inner membrane. The transcript has 4 exons. NCBI's taxonomy places the organism in Eukaryota, Metazoa, Chordata, Aves, Passeriformes, Pipridae.
AUGCUGCUGCCGCCGCUGCCGUGCCCAGCGCGUUCGGGAGUGCGCGACCGGCCCGGCGACAAGGAUGCGGCAGAUCCGGCUUCCUGGAGGAGGGGCAGCCGCCCGGGCAGGGCAGGGCAGGGCCCCGAGCCGCAGGUGCGGAGCGGCAGGACGGGCCCGGCCCCAGCGAUGCUGCGCGGCUCCCGCUGCCGCCGCGCAGCUCCGUCCAGCAGGCGUCGGGCGGUGUCCCGGGAGCGCCGCGCCCGGGCGGGACCCCGCGCAGGGCCGCGCCCGCCCUCCCGGCGGCUCCGCGGCGGCCCCCGAGCUCCUCCCCUCCCUGGCGCCUCGGCGCUGCGCUGCCAGCGCGGCCGCGGCCCGGGGCAGCUCCGCCGUCCCGCCGGAGGGCGGGGCGGCUUUAGGGCGGGGCGGCGGGACCGGGGCUCAUCGCUCCGGGCGGCCCGGGCCGCGGUGACAGCGCGGCGGGAGCGGCACCGGCACCAUCCCCGCACUGCGCCCCUCCAGCCGCGCGGGGGCGCUGCCGCCGCCCCGGCCCCGCCCCGGCCCCGCCCCGGCCCGUCCUGUCCCGCGUGUCCCGGAAAGGCCCCGGGCCGUGACCGCCGGGCCAUGGCGGGGCUGUCCCGCACCCUCGGCAUCUUCGGCGCCUUCGCCGCCGUGGUGGGAGCCGCCUUCUACCCCAUUUACUUCCGGCCUCUGCUGCUGCCCGAGGAGUACAUGUGUUCCUGGACCUCUCAGAUUGAUUCCUGUUUUGGUCCCUGCCUCUCUUCUGAUCUUAGCUUCCACUUAAAUAUCUUUCUCCUCUAUGUCCUACAAGAAAGAACAAUCAAUAAACCGAGCUGGUAUUGUUCAAGAGGAUAUUCAGCCUGCAGGGUUAAAAGUGUGGUCUGAUCCAUUUGGAAGAAAGUAACGUUGGCGGCUGUGCAUAUUACAGAACUGAAGAUGGACAUCUUCAGCUGUUUCUUCUUUCACUGAAGUGUGACUUUGGGUGUUGCUGGAGAAGAAUUCUGAAUAUGCUGUGUGGGCACGUGAGGAGCAACAAAGGCUGCUGGUUGGAAUCCCAAGAGAUAAAAACAUGCUAGUUUUGACAGAGGAUGCUGGUGCAUAGCUCACAGACUCUUAGAGAGCUGAAUGAUUAUUGAGUAUAGAAGUGAAAUAUUUAUUUCCUUGAGAAAAGGGAAAAGGAUUUUUUUUGAAUCUGUAGACACUUGUAGAAUAAAUUAUGAAUAGAGUAAAUCAUGCUGCAGUUUCCUCCCUAGCUUGAGAUUUACUUUCUGUAGUUUUAUUUUGAAAGCACGGUAGAAGCAUAUAAUGGGAGAGAUCAGUGCAGAAAAUGCAACAUGGUUAGUGUAAAUUUGUACAUUAAAAUUUUUAAACCAA